CCGCUCUUUCCUCCCAUUAUAUUACACCACAUGCUCUUCUCAUAAAAAAUCUCUCCUCUCUUAUUCUCUACCAACAAAAAAAAAAAAAACUUUAUAUUAUACAAUUUUUCUCUCUUUAUUAACUUAUUAAAACUCUCAGUUUCUUGUUUUUCAUCUUCUUCAUCCUCUGCUUUAAAUUUUGCAUGUUAACUUUUUCAAGAAUCCCUUUUGUCCUUCUAGUCAAAACAACAACAAACAAGUAGAUAAAUCAAAAGUUUUUAUAUUUUUAGACACCCUUUUGUUCAAUCUUUAAUGGGUUGUUCUUCAAAUGGUUAAUCAAGUUUGAUUUUUUUUUUUACUGGGAUUUGGUUGUUUUUAGGAUUUUCUUGAAAAAAAAAGGAGUUUUUGAGUUUUUUUUUGUUUUUAUAGAAUGGCUCCAGAUAACAACAACUGGUUAUCAUUUUCUUUGUCUUCUAUGGAAAUGUUGAACUCUACUUCUUCUCAUCAUCAUCAUCAUCAGAGUAAUAAUAAUAAUAAUAAUUCUUCUAUGCUUCAUCAUCAUCAUCAUCAUCAUCAAUCCAACAUGAAAUUUGAUCUUGCUUCUUCUCCUGCUGAUUCUCAUCAGUACUACUUUGCUGAUAACUUCUUUCCUCAUGGUUGGUCUAAUCCGAAACCUCAAGUGAUGUAUUCAGAAGCUGAAAAGGAGGUGAUAGGAUUAAACAUCAAUACAGAUUCUUCGAUUUUUCAGAACUUUGUUGAACAUCCACCACCAAAGCUUGAGGAUUUUCUCGGUGGUGAUUCGUCUUCACUGACUCAAGAUUCGUCUUCGUUAACUCAUAUCUAUGAAAAUCCAAAUGGGUCUGCUGCUACUGCUGUUUAUAAUAACUAUAAUGAACAUCAAGAUUUCAAGAACAUUACUGGGUUUCAAGCUUUUUCGACUAAUUCGGGUUCGGAAGUUGAUAACUCAGUUGGUACUGAGUUUGGCACUAAUGAGUCAUGUAAUGAUUUGGGUUAUUCACAAUGUGUAGCUGCUGCUGCUGCUCCUCCUCUGCUGCCUACGGGCGGCGGAGGUGGAGCUUUGUCGUUAGCAGUUAAUGCUGCUACGACUACUACUAAUCAGUGUUCGGGAAAUGAAAAGGCGAUUGUUGCUGUUGCUGAUUCUCAGAGUUGUAAGAAAAUUUCUGAUACUUUUGGGCAAAGAACUUCAAUCUACAGAGGUGUAACAAGACAUAGAUGGACAGGAAGAUAUGAAGCUCAUCUAUGGGAUAACAGCUGUAGGAGAGAAGGCCAAGCUAGAAAAGGGCGUCAAGUGUACUUAGGUGGAUAUGACAAAGAAGAUAAAGCAGCAAGGGCAUAUGACUUGGCAGCUCUAAAGUAUUGGGGUCCCACAGCUACCACCAACUUCCCUGUUACUAAUUAUACUAAAGAAUUGGAGGAAAUGAAACACAUGACUAAGCAAGAAUUCAUUGCCUCUCUAAGAAGGAAAAGUAGUGGUUUCUCCCGAGGAGCUUCGAUCUACCGGGGUGUGACAAGGCAUCAUCAACAAGGCCGCUGGCAAGCGAGAAUUGGCCGAGUUGCUGGAAACAAGGAUCUUUACCUAGGAACAUUUGCUACUGAGGAGGAAGCAGCGGAAGCGUAUGACAUAGCAGCCAUAAAGUUCAGGGGAGUGAAUGCAGUGACCAACUUUGAGAUGAAUCGUUAUGAUGUCGAGGCCAUCAUGCAAAGCUCUCUCCCCGUUGGUGGAACCGCUAAGCGUUUGAAGCUCUCCCUUGAAUCCGAGCAGAAAUCAUCAUCGAGCAAUAACAACCACCAGCAGCAGCAGCAGUUGACUCAAUGCAACAGCACCAACAACAUCAAUUUCGGGGCAAUGCCACCCGUCUCUGCUAUUCCCUGUGGAGUGCCAUUCGAUAACACCACCCCUGCUUUCUAUCACCACAACUUCUUCCAGUACCUCCACCCCGGCAAUGCAAGUGUCCCCGAUGCCUCCAAUGCAGCUGCAAUGCCGUUGCUGCCCUCGGCUGCUGACCUCUUCAUCUGGCCUCACCAAUCCUAUUGACCAACCUCAAAAUGAUACAAUAGCUAGGCUAGCUAGUUUUUACUGAUUAGCGAAACUCGACUCUUGGUAAUGUGUUAGAUCGUCUAUUGUUUUUCGUACUGACCUCUUCUCUCUGACCCGUGAUAACGUUUUAGUGUAGCGUUUAACUGGUAUCCGGUAUCGACAGGUUCAAUGUUGUAAAGUG
Messenger RNA from Solanum tuberosum (potato), 2219 nucleotides. Its product is annotated as AP2-like ethylene-responsive transcription factor AIL7. The transcript has 9 exons. Gene Ontology annotation, biological process: regulation of DNA-templated transcription. The record is from RefSeq and is a predicted model, not a curated record. NCBI's taxonomy places the organism in Eukaryota, Viridiplantae, Streptophyta, Magnoliopsida, Solanales, Solanaceae. Gene Ontology annotation, molecular function: DNA-binding transcription factor activity; DNA binding. The coding region runs from base 410 to 2035 and encodes 541 amino acids.